This is a messenger RNA of Vombatus ursinus (common wombat), 3798 nucleotides long. Its product is annotated as nuclear valosin-containing protein-like. The transcript has 23 exons. Bases 35 to 2596 code for a protein of 853 amino acids. Gene Ontology annotation, cellular component: nucleus. NCBI's taxonomy places the organism in Eukaryota, Metazoa, Chordata, Mammalia, Diprotodontia, Vombatidae. Gene Ontology annotation, molecular function: ATP binding; ATP hydrolysis activity; preribosome binding. The record is from RefSeq and is a predicted model, not a curated record. Gene Ontology annotation, biological process: ribosome biogenesis.
GACAUCGGCGUCUCAGUCUGGAGAUUCUUCAGACAUGAAACCUCGAGUCGUGACUUACGUGGACCGAAAGCUGAAAAGGCGCAUCGAACAGUACCUGAGCAGUAAUGAAUGUGGAAAAUAUGUGGACGUUGGUACCUUAGCAUCCAAUUUGCAAGAAAUGUAUAGUGUAGAUUAUGGCCGGAGGAAGAGAAAUGCUUUUAGAAUUCAGGUAGAAAAAGUUUUUAGCAUAAUCAAGAGAGAGAAAGAACUUGAAGACUUAAGUGAAUUAGAAGAUGAACACCUGGCAAAAAGAGCAAGAAAAAGUCAAGAGUUCAAUGAAUAUAUAGCAAACAAAACAGAUGAUGAUUCAGAUGUGGAAGAUUUCCCAGAUCAACAGUCUGCAAAUCACAUGAACAACUCUCUGCUGUCAUUGUACCGGAAAGGAAAUCCUGACAUUUUACCAGAAAGUCCUGCAGUUGAACAAGGCAAAAAUAGUCUCUCUGUGCCAAAGAAUGUCUCGACAACACCUACUUUUACCAGGGUUUCUGAAGGUGGAUGGUUUAUUGACAAAACCCCAAGUGGAAAGAAAGAGAAUGCUUUUUUAGACCUUUCAGAUGAGCACGGCAACCAUAAGAAGCCAGUUUCUAAGUUACAGGAUCCAAAAGAUGAUUCUCUUCUGGAGAAUGAAAGAAAAAGAAAAAACAGGCUUAAGAGAACCAAAAGAAAAACUGAGGCUCUUCAGGAAGUAGAUGGAGAAAUAGAAAAUGUUUUGCAAAAAAAAGCCAGAUCUCAAACACUAGAGCUACAGAUCCCAACUGUGAAGUUUGAAGAUGUAGGGGGCAAUGAUGUGACACUGAAGGAAGUGUGCAAGAUGCUUAUCCAUAUGCGUCAUCCUGAAGUAUACCACUACCUUGGUGUAGUACCACCUAGAGGAUUUCUUUUACACGGACCUCCAGGUUGUGGAAAAACAUUACUUGCACAAGCAAUUGCUGGGGAGCUUGAGCUGCCAAUUCUUAAAGUUGCUGCUACUGAGAUUGUGUCUGGAUUGUCAGGGGAGUCUGAACAGCAGCUGAGAGCACUCUUUGAACAGGCGGUGUCAAAUGCACCUUGCAUCCUUUUUAUUGAUGAAAUUGAUGCUAUCACCCCCAAAAGAGAAGUUGCUUCAAAAGACAUGGAACGGAGAAUUGUGGCCCAGCUCCUAGUCUGCAUGGAUGACCUGAAUAAUCUGGCUGCUACGGCACAGGUUUUAGUAAUUGGAGCUACCAACAGACCAGACUCACUGGACCCGGCGUUGAGACGUGCAGGAAGGUUUGACAGAGAAAUUUGCUUGGGUAUUCCAGAUGAAGCAUCCAGAGAAAGAAUUCUUCAGACUUUAUGCAGAAAGAUGAAGCUCCCUGAGGCUUUUGAUUUUCAUCACUUAGCCCACCUUACACCAGGCUAUGUUGGUGCUGAUCUAAUGGCACUGCGUCAAGAAGCAGUCAGCUGUGCGGUUGACAGGGUCUUGUUAAAGCUGAACAUGUUGGAGCAAAAAGAUGUCCAGUCUGGAGGUGUGACAGCUGAGGGAAGCCAGGUAGAGCUAAUGGAAACAGAAGAUGGUUCAAAACCACAGGACCUUCCUGUAAAGAAUGAAUUGCUGAGACUACUAGAGUUGCUAAAGGACCAAAACUCCAUCCCAGAAGAGCAGCUGCAAAUGCUGUGCAUAGAAAUGAAUGAUUUCAUUAUUGCUUUGUCCAAAGUACAGCCUUCUGCUAAGAGAGAAGGCUUUGUCACUGUUCCUAAUGUGACAUGGUCAGAUAUUGGAGCCCUGGAAGAUAUUCGAGAAGAGCUCACCAUGGCAAUAUUGGCCCCGUUGCGUUAUCCAGAUCAGGUUAAAGCUCUUGGAUUAAUGACUCCAGCUGGUAUCCUUCUUGCCGGGCCACCAGGCUGUGGCAAGACCCUCCUGGCAAAGGCUGUUGCAAAUGAAUGUGGACUGAAUUUUAUUUCUGUGAAGGGCCCUGAAUUGUUAAAUAUGUAUGUUGGGCAGAGUGAAUCAGCUGUGCGACAGGUUUUCCAGCGUGCCAGAAAUUCAGCACCAUGUGUCAUCUUUUUUGAUGAAAUAGAUGGAUUGUGCCCUCAGAGAGCAAAAGUGGAGUCUGCUGUCAGUGACCGGGUGGUGAGUCAACUUCUUACAGAGAUGGAUGGUGUAGAAUCCCGGCAGCAGGUUUACAUCCUGGCAGCCACCAACAGGCCAGAUUCUAUUGACCGGGCCAUCCUUCGUCCUGGCCGGCUGGAUAAAACCCUUUUUGUGGGUUUGCCAUCCCCUGCCGAUCGUUUUGCCAUCUUGAAAACUAUCACAAAGAAUGGAAAGACACCUCCCCUGGAUGUUUCUGUCAGCCUAGAGGCUAUUGCUCACGACCCUCGAUGUGACUACUUCUCUGGUGCUGAUCUUUAUCUUCUAAUACGAGAAGCUUCCAUCUGUGUUUUGAGACAGGAAAUGGCAAGUCACAAGAGUGGCAGUAAAAAAGGAGAAGUCAAGGUUAGACAGGAGCACUUUGAAGAAGCUUUUAAGAAAGUGAAACCCUCAACAUCAAAAGAGGAUCAAAUAAUGUAUGAAAAACUUCGGCAAUCCCUCAGCUGAUGGUGUCACUCUCUGUAUUUCGGUCUGUGGAAGAAUGUGUUGGUCACAUCAUAUGUCUAUAUGGCAAAGAAGACCUUGACAUUUUCGCUUGAUAGUUUGCCUUUUUAAGAUGGUCCAGACACAGCUAUGGUUUCAAAUGUGAGCUGCUUAAUACCAAAUGGUAAACAUAAACAACUGCUGAGGAUCCCCUUAUUUCUCUGAAAUUUUAUGCAGCAACAGUCAAGCAUUUUACCUUUUUGGAAAGUAAAGGAAUCAAAAUGAAAUAGAUUAUAUGUUUAUGCUUUGUUUCUUCAAUUGAAUCUAUUUUACUUUUGCUAACUAUAGAUGAGUUGUCUUCCAACGGAAGAGCCUUUUAGUUUUGGAACAAUUUUUCUUUUAGAAAAAGUUUUGUUUUAAGAUAGUGAUCUGAGGUCUGGUCCUCACCCUAUUUGUUAAGACUUUGGAUAGUCACUCAGAACUUCUCCACAUCUCAAUUUGCUCAUCCCUGUAACCUGGAACUAUUAUCUGCCCUGCCUUUCUCACAUGGUUGAAAUAGAUCAAAUGAAAUUUAUCUAUGAGUGCUUUAUAAAUUGUAAAUUUUGAGGCAAUCCCGCCUUUGGAGGGGACCUAGAUUUCCAAAUUUGGAGGCGGAAAGUGAUCUUUGGUAAGGAGCUACUUCAGGUUUAGCAUACUGUCUAAAGAAAACUGCUACCCCAACUGGAAGUGUGUGUGUGUGUGUGUGUGUGUGUGUGUGUGAGAGAGAGAGAGAGAGAGAGAGGAAAAGGAGGAAGGAAAGAGGUCCUAAAUGAAAUGAUCAGGUAGAGAAAAAAGAAACUUGAUUAUGGAUUGGGUGAAAGGAAAAGUUGUUGACCUUGAAGGAUUCUGACAGCCAUCAAGUUUUGACAUUUUUCUCUAAAUGAUUUAAAGUAGAGGUGAACAGGGACACUACCUGCCCUCUCCUUUUUUUGUUCUUUGUGAGUAUUGUUUAAGCCUAAAGUUUAUCUAUUCUGUGAUUUGUAUUGUUUGCAUUACUGUAGUUAUCAUUGAGUCAUAGUAUUAUAUUGGCCACACAUUUUCCCCAGCUCUAGUAUAAUCUCACUGAAUGGUUAUAAAGAUGACACAUUGUUGGGAAGAUGAAAAGAAAAUGAUAAAGUGACUAAGACAAACAGAACAGUGAAUAAAACAUCUUUGAAUGGACAGAAAUGUAAAAAAAAAAAAAAAAA